Molecule: messenger RNA, 420 nt
Organism: Phytophthora sojae
Lineage: Eukaryota; Oomycota; Peronosporomycetes; Peronosporales; Peronosporaceae
Exons: 1
Source: RefSeq, a predicted model, not a curated record
AUGGCAUCUGAAGGCAAGAACGCGAGCGGCCUCGAGUCCUUCAAGGGCAAGGGGUACGCGAUGUGGAAGGACAAGCUGCUCACCCACAUCAACACCCAGGACCAGCUCUACAAGCGCAAACAGCUUGAGAAAGGGCUGCCAGACGUGCGCGUGUUAAUGGCGGACUUCCUGCGGGGAAGCCCAGAGCAACCGCCACCGGUCCCAGAGCAGGGUGAAUUGUCUGAGAAGGAGUCAGUGGCCAUGCGAUGGGCGGUGAUGGAUUGGGAAAAGGCAAAGGGCGACCUGCAGAACCUCCUGAACCAAGUGCUCCCGAACUUCUUCCUCUCGACGCUGCCAGACCUGGUCUCUCAGAUGGAGCCAUGCGAGGUGGUUAAGGCGUUGGAGAAGGACUACGGUCAAGGAGACGCAGCCGGGCUAAUU